CUGAAACAUCAUAAAGAACAUGCAAUUACCAUAUUAACGAGCCUUAGACUGUCGAAUUAUAUCAAAGUGAUACAAGUAACAGUUCAGACCAUAAGCUUGUUCAGAACGUUACUAUAAAAGCGGACAAUCGGACUGACAAUGAAAUCUGAAUUCAUUCUUAUCUAUCUAACAUGUGCCCUGGUCCGGGCUUUGAUAGUGAGAAACUCCGAUGAAAUCUUUGAAUGUGACACUUACGAAGACGUAACAAACAAAUUCAGUUCAUGCUUCAAGUCCGAAAGUAACGUUGACUUUGAGCGGAUAGUAAGUCUGUAUAAUGAUAAUGACCACGGUGACCGUAUUACGAGGGGAGACAUACUUACAGAAGUGGGACUGAUAUGCAGUGCCACUGAUAGGAGAGAUGCCUUUGUUCAAUGUAAGAACAACAUUGUUGAAGAAUGCCCUGAUGUCGAACCAUUUAUUACAGCAGCAUUCAAAGCAAAAUUCGACUUCUUCUGCAAAGAUGAGCAACCGUCUGAAUGGAUCCAAGAAGUAUUUUAUGAAGGUUAUCAAUUCACCAUUCCCUGUGAAGGUAACUAUGAAGUAUAUGAAAAUAUUGGAACAUGUGCGCAAACCGCUGGUAUUAGGGAUGGUCUUAUGGAUGCUAGUAAUUUAAACAUCACCUCCGCUUGGUCGAGAAUACAGAGUCUUCUCCAGGACUGGUUCGAAUGCGCUGUUCCAGAAGAAUCACUUUCAGAUGAAUUAGGAUGUGGAUCAACUAAGGCAGACCUCCUAACAGCAUAUGCGGUAUAUGCAUUCUCUGGGUCAAAUAUCCUUUCUCCACCCAUCGGUGAGGUGGCAAAACAGAGGUUACUGAGCGCUGCCCUUUCCAGGCAACAAUUUGAAAAACAGUUUUCGAGUGAACAAUAGAUGUCCAUCUCUUACCAUGUAUACGGAUUAUUUUAAAAAUAUAGUUUGAAAUUA
Ruditapes philippinarum (Manila clam) is the source of this 960-nucleotide messenger RNA. RefSeq lists its product as uncharacterized. The transcript has 6 exons. NCBI's taxonomy places the organism in Eukaryota, Metazoa, Mollusca, Bivalvia, Venerida, Veneridae. The record is from RefSeq and is a predicted model, not a curated record. Bases 139 to 906 code for a protein of 255 amino acids.